AUGGAACGUAUACGGCGGUCAAUACGUGAAUCUUUUCGAAGGCGACCAAAAGAACGCAAUCAUCGCACAGGUUCAUUGGUAGAAUCUUCCAGCUUGGCUCAACCUGGCAGUUCAGGUGUCAGCGGUUCAGGUGCGAAAGCUGAGCUUUGGCUCCCCGAUGAAGCUGCAGUUCGGGAAGGAACGUGUAGCUUCAACGUUAAAUAUCUGGGUGGUAUUGAAGUAUUCGAAUCUCGAGGAAUGCAGGUAUGCGAAGGGGCUCUAAAAAGAUUACGAGCUUCAAGACGGCAUCCUGUGAAAGCUGUUUUACAUGUUUCUGGCGAUGGUUUACGCGUUGUUGAUCAAGAGAACAAUCGAGGGCUCAUUGUAGACCAAACCAUUGAAAAGGUUUCUUUUUGUGCUCCAGAUAGAAAUCAUGAUAAAGGAUUUGCUUAUAUAUGUCGUGAUGGCAGUUCAAGAAGAUGGAUGUGCCAUGGUUUUUUGGCUACUAAAGAAUCGGUGAGUUUUUUAUCUAUCGUUGCAACUAUCGAAGGUGAGCGUCUGAGUCAUGCCGUGGGUUGUGCUUUUGCCAUAUGCUUGGAAAAGAAGAAGAAACGCGACGAAGAAGCAACCUUAGCUGCACAGGAAGCUGCAGAUUUGUUUCCACCAUCAAGUGGAAGUCGUGCCUCAACUUCACUUGGUUUUACGCUGAAAGCGAUUCCAGCAUGUGCAUCGUCACCAAAAUAUGAUUCUUCAUUCGCAGAAUUACCAGAGCAUGGUGGAAAUUUUGAAAGACGUAAUCAAGGAUACAGUUCAUUUCGAAGGCAACUUUCUAUCACCGAUAGAUUGCGAGAUCCGCAGACAGCGAUACUUCAAGAACGACCUCCAGCUUCUGUAGUCGCUUCAACUCUGCAUAUAACGCCAAAACCUAGACCAGCCGCAAAUCCACUUCUGUUCGAGAGGCAGCAUAAUCAGAGUCAGUUUGUUAAUAAUUAUAAGGGAUCUAAUGAACCCAUUCCUGAAAUGGAUGAAGAUGGCACUUAUACGGAAAAGGCGGUAAUGGUUCGGUUCCCGACCAGUAUGGCGUCGAAGUUCGAAUCAAAUGAUACUCUCAGAAUGCGGUAG
This is a messenger RNA of Enterobius vermicularis (human pinworm), 1101 nucleotides long. Lineage: Eukaryota; Metazoa; Nematoda; Chromadorea; Rhabditida; Oxyuridae. The record is from the annotation of a GenBank genome assembly.